Cordyceps fumosorosea ARSEF 2679 is the source of this 255-nucleotide messenger RNA. RefSeq lists its product as hypothetical. The transcript has 2 exons. Bases 1 to 255 code for a protein of 84 amino acids. NCBI's taxonomy places the organism in Eukaryota, Fungi, Ascomycota, Sordariomycetes, Hypocreales, Cordycipitaceae. The record is from RefSeq and is a predicted model, not a curated record.
AUGUCUGCCCCGUCAAAAGCAGCUACUAGCGCAAUCUCGCGCAGCUACCCCAAGAGCCUUCCUAUCCUGGUCGCUGGCACAUCCGUUCUUAUUGUCGGCGCCUAUGUCAAGUCUCAGUUGGCCACUCAGUCCAACAAUAUGGAUCGCUUCUUCUCCACAUACAACACCCCCGAGAGUGAGGCCUCCCGGCGGAAAACCUUUGAAGGCUACCCCGACACUCGAACGAAUAUUCUCAAUAUACUGGGAACUAAAUGA